UCUAAUCAUAGUAGCUUUAAUGUCUCGAAUGCAUUAAUGUCUUAUUUUAUGAUAUUUUCCGACGCUCCUAGCGUUUCUCGUUUGGCCCGAUCAUCUUGGUAGCAGUUGUUGCCUGGAAUAAUUUCCACACCGCCUCCAAUCAAUGCCGUGCACCCAAACUGUCGGGUUUAAAAAGAUCCCCUACAACUCAAGAUAUCCUCGAACAAAAUUGGGGGAAAUUCAGACACUUCGAAGCAUUAAAAAAAACUGAACUUGCAUCCGCGGCCCCUUACCUCAACUUUUGUUCAACAAAUCUUUCGAAAUGUCGCUGUGGCUAUGUGAUUGGGACAACUGCAAAAAACCAGCUGUUCAGAGAGCGGGAGAUUGUCUUCUCUGCGACAAACACCUUUGUCGGACUCACCUGCAAGACCAAUGUCAUAAAUGUCCUAAACCAGAGGAAAAUUGGGAAGACUAUUCUGACCAAUAUGCAGUCACCGAAAUCCGUCGAUUGAAUGAGUUAAGUCGUCGAAUAGAUGAGUCAAAACUUUGUGCACGCGCAACACAACUCCGAGGGGGAAUCCCUUGUGCUAUUAACUUGUCCACGAAGCACCUGUCGAGUAUGAUGGGCGGUCAGAAUUGUCAUGCUGAAAUUACAUUCCAAGACAAUGUCAAAUGGCUCGCACGGUUUCGUCUGGUCAAGACAUCAUCCCCUCCAAUGGAAGUCCAUGAUUAUAUACUUCGAAGCGAGGUAGCUACCAUGAAUUUCUUACGGAAACAUACGCGCGUUCCCUUGCCAGAGGUUUUCGACUGGGCAUGCGAAUCCGAUCCACAAAAUCCAUUAGGUGAUGUUGGCUACAUCCUGAUAGAAAAGGUAGAGGGGGAGCCGCUGAAUUGGCAGCUGGCAACUCCGUCGCAAAAGGAAAAGGUCAUGCAGCAGUUGGUCGACAUUUUCCUUGAGAUUGAGAAGCAUCCGUUCGAUACAAUAGGAUCGAUAAUGCCGGCGACGGAUCCAAACGCAUUCGAGAUACAGGGCUUCGCACAGCAUGCAACCUUCCGUCCAGGAUGUGGAGGACCCCUGGGCCCUUUCCACUCCUCGCUGGAGGCGGCACGCGUCGUCAUCGAGACAUACCUUACUAUGAUAUUGAGCGGUGAGAUUGCGGCUACAUAUCCGAUAGACGUUUAUCUUAUGCACCGAUUUUGUCUGGAUAUUCUAAAUAAUAUCGGGAAAGAGAUCCUGUCAGAAGGGAAGUUUUUCCUCAAGCAUCCCGAUGAUAAAGGCGACCACAUUCUCGUCAAUAAAGAUUACGAUAUCGUUAGCAUCAUAGAUUGGGAAUGGUGCCAAACUGUCGCAAAGGAAGAUGCCUUCUCCUCCCCAUGUAUGAUGUGGCCGGUCGCAGAGUUCUACGAUGGUUCUAACGAACUAUCUAAUGAUGAAUUGCGAUUUGCUAGUAUCUUCAGAGAGAGAGGCCGUAGUGAUCUGGCCAACUAUGUCACCACUGGCAGAAAGGUGCAAAGAUUGUUUUUUGCUCUCGGCCCGUGUUACGACGAUCAUCAAAUAUUUAUAGAUCUUUUCAUUGGCCUUAAACGAACAUUUGGUUCUGAAGAGGAAGGAUGGGAGGAAUGGAAGACCAAGGCCCUUGAAAAAUGGAAGAGCGACAAACUGUUGCAAGAUUUGCUACAAAGCAAGACAUAACCGAUGAGUCUCCUCGUCGUGCUCUAUUAGCUUAAACUUGGUCUAUAAGCUCUAUAUAGGCGGUAACUUAGCUACUUAGGUAUAUGCGAAU
Molecule: messenger RNA, 1763 nt
Organism: Hypoxylon trugodes
Lineage: Eukaryota; Fungi; Ascomycota; Sordariomycetes; Xylariales; Hypoxylaceae
Exons: 2
Coding region: 302-1672 (456 amino acids)
Source: RefSeq, a predicted model, not a curated record